AUGGAUGGCAACCACACGCUCCUAGGGGCAAGAUCGACGGUCCAACACGAAAUCAAGAAAGACAUACAUUUGAGGGUAGAUCCCUCUUGCUCAGCUCCCCGCAAGCUGUGGCUCUUGUGCACGCAUGCAUUACGAUGGCAUUUUGAGCUGUUCACUUUCGAAUUCGACCGCAACUACUCACCCAACCCACUCAACUCGACCAACAUCAACUCCCCCCUCUCACCAAGCAUGAAGACCUCGUCCUCCAUCCUCGCAGCCAUGGCCCUGCUCGCUGUUGCCGCUCUCGGUGCCAAUGGAGUGCACGUCGACGACAACCCCAUCGCACACCACGCCCACGCCUCCGACCAUUUGGUCACCUCGGAACCUGUGGCAGAUGAGAGGACCUGGGUGCCGUUCCGCGCUCUUCGGUCGAUGGAUUACCCCCAGCUGGGGCACCUCAGCGACUACACCCACAAGCCCAGGACACCCACCAGCUUGGACAAGCUGACUGCCAUCAAGAACGCCCACCGAGCCCUGGGUCAGGCCCAAGCGACACCAGCCCCCACCGUUCCUGUGACCAAGGCCACCCCUGCUCCGACCAAGACUGACAGUAACAACGUGAGAGCCACGCCCGCUCCGACGAAGGCGAACCCGCCCAGAGCCACCCCAGCGUCGACGACUACCAGCGCGACACCUCGCCCCACGACCACUAGCAGCACUCACCACGUGGCUCCACCUCCUGCCAACAAGAAGCCGAAGGCGCCUGCUGCUCCUCCUACGAAGCAGGGAAAAACUGGUCCGAGUUCGACUUCCAACGCGACUCAGCAGAAGACUCGCAACUUGGGCGGAAACGAGGCCAAGCAGCAACUUCCUUCCGACCACCACCACGGCGCCAAGCAGGGAGUGAAGAAUGGACUGAAGCACCACUAA
Molecule: messenger RNA, 909 nt
Organism: Phytophthora sojae
Lineage: Eukaryota; Oomycota; Peronosporomycetes; Peronosporales; Peronosporaceae
Exons: 1
Coding region: 1-909 (302 amino acids)
Source: RefSeq, a predicted model, not a curated record